Molecule: messenger RNA, 666 nt
Organism: Coregonus clupeaformis (lake whitefish)
Lineage: Eukaryota; Metazoa; Chordata; Actinopteri; Salmoniformes; Salmonidae
Product: V-set domain containing T-cell activation inhibitor 1-like
Exons: 3
Coding region: 14-583 (189 amino acids)
Source: RefSeq, a predicted model, not a curated record
CCUUAUUUCACCUAUGGGAGUGGCAGCUCCGGGCAGUGACAUCACCCUUAGCUGCUAUUUCCCUCUGUAUGAAAACCUGAACCUCAACAAUGUGAUUGUCAACUGGCAGCGUGGAGAAUCAGAGGUGGUCCACAGCUAUUACUAUGGGAGAGAUCAGCUGGAAAGACAGAGUGGUGUUUACAAGGGCCGCACUCAUCUGUUUGAAGACCAGAUCGCUGUGGGAAAUGCCUCACUUAGACUGAGUGGUGUGCAGCCGAGUGACCAGGGCCAGUACACCUGUGAUGUGACAGAUGAACAGGGAAGCACCAAGGAAAAGCUACUACUUCUAGUGGCAGCCCCCUUCAAGGAGCCCCAGCUCUCUGUACAGUCAUCCUGUGACAGCUUCUUCAUCACCCUCAACUCCUCCCAGGGUUUCCCCCAGCCUAAUGUGUGGUGGACAGACUCCAUUGGAGGAGAUAUCUCCAAUCAGAGCCACAGCCGUAUUGGCCUGGACAGCAGGGGGCGCUAUGAGGUCCACAGCUCCAUGGAGAAUGCUGUGAGGUGCCUCUUGCAACCAGGGGCAGACCGGCUUUGGUAUUAUUAGGGAUAGUUCUCUUGGCAGGAUUAGCAAUGUCACUCAUUUUGUACUACAGACACAAGCCUGAAACACACCAACACCAGAUGGUC